UCUAACCGCGCAUUUUGGUGAAUUUGCUGCACACUUUUCCGGCUGUUCUCUGGCAAAGCACAGCCUCGCGGACGAUGGCUUAUCAACCGUACGCGGAGUCAGAUUACACAGACUCAGAUUCCGAGUUUGAUUUUGCUUUCCCGAAGUCGACUACGCCGCGGGAGAUUCCGGUGAGGAGUGCACGAGAUGUGUUCCUGGACGCCCUGGAGACUGCCCUGCGGGAUGACGAUGUGGAGACAGUACGCCAGAGCCUCGUGAACGAGGAGUUUGCAUUAGGCGUGAACGAGACGCUGCCCAGGAGCAACUGGACGGCUCUGCUGCACGCCGCGCACGCGGGCAGCCUCGCGUGUGUGCAACUGCUGGUGGAGGAGAAGGAGGCGGACGUGAGUGUGGACUUUGAGUCCAUGACACCCAUCCUGCUGGCCUGUGACGCCUUGUCCAGCGACCAUGAGGCCGUCCGGAAGAUUGUGGAGCUUCUGCUGGCGCGCGGCGCCUCCGCCCAGGCGUCCGACAGAUAUGGUAUCACGCCGCUGAUGUACGCCUGCCGCCGCGGGAACGUGGCGCUGGCCGAGAUGCUGCUCAGCCGGUGCGAUCCUGAGGCGAUCGACAGCAACGGCCGCACGGCGCUCUUUCACGCCAUCGAGGAGGGCCGGCGCGACGCCGUGGCGCUAUUGCUGCGCCACGGCGUGUGCAAGGACGUGGUGGAUUUCAAGGGCUUCACCCCGAAGCGCCUGGCCGAGUACUGCGGCCACGCGGAGAUCGCUGAGUUGAUUCCGCGCGGCCCCGGCACCAUCGACAUUCCCACGAGCUUCCUCAGCUACUCGCGCAUGGAAGACGUCGUGCCCAGCCUUGGCAACUCCGAUGUGCCAGCAUACUUCCCCGACCUCAAGACCGUCCUCUUCGGCAUGGACUGCGAGCAACUGCUGCCGCUGUUCGCACUCAAGCGCGUCAGCCUGGAGCAGUUCCUGGCCGCCGACGACGCGGCGCUGACGGCGUGGGGUGUGCGGCUGCCCUAUCUGCGCAAGAAGCUCCUGCACGGCCUGUUCCUCUUCCACCAGCGCCAGUGGGCCAAGCAGAGCGUGCCGCGCUUCGACAAGCACGAGAAAAUUGACAUGCUGGACGUGUUCCGGAUCGCGGCAUCGAAUCUCAAGCACCUCGUUGUGCUGCAGGCGACCUGUGCGCACAUCCGCAACGCCAUGGCCAUGCAGCUGCAGCCGCCGGCGGAGCAGAAGGUGGCCAGCUGCCGCUACGCACUGCAGCAGCUGAUCGAGGCCACUGCCAGCCUGAAGGACAGAGUGUCUUACGUGCAGUCUUUCAACCCGCGGCCGAUCCUGCACAUCGAUCACGAGGCCGUGCGCAGGAAGCGCGUGAGCGACUCGCGCUGGCGCUAUGCGUUGAUCUCGCUGGCGGCCGUGAUCAGCGUGCUGGCGGUGCAGCGCGUGCGGCAGUAGAUGGCGAGCGUCGCGAGCGAUCGGACGUGUGCAGAUGAAGUGAAGGAGGCGAUCUAUUAAUAGCGUCGCAGAUGACCCAAAAGCAUCUGCUAAACUUGAUCUAUUUUUGAGCGGCCGAUCUUGUGAUCUCUGUGGUGAGUGGCGCAGAGAAGAAGGGACAGUCAGUGCGCGCGUUCACCUUCAGUGACACCACAGGUCGUGUGAGAGGUGAAAGUUUGUGAUCUUCCCGCCGAAAUGGAUAGAAUUCUCACCACUUUCUUUGCAUUUCUACUUGUGGCCGCAGGUAAAGAUAGACAAAAGCGUGCCUUUGGCUGAAAUUGAAUUUGCUCUGAGUCAAUUUAUGUUGUGUGUGGCGAAAGGAGGGAGACUUUUUGGCAAAAUUUGCGUGGUAAAAGUGAAAUUGUCUUAGCUAAAAAUAUACGCAAACCAAAGUUUGUAGUCAAGUGUUGGCAUCAAAUGUUGCAGAUAAAGCGCGAUGCCGUCGUUAAAAUCUUCUCAAAUAUGUGUCAGAGAGAAUGCUGUGUAAAUAUAAUGGAGUUUGAUGGACUUGAAAUAUACAUUUUGUGAAGUUA
Molecule: messenger RNA, 2023 nt
Organism: Phlebotomus argentipes
Lineage: Eukaryota; Metazoa; Arthropoda; Insecta; Diptera; Psychodidae
Gene: Gasz
Product: ankyrin repeat, SAM and basic leucine zipper domain-containing protein 1
Exons: 3
Coding region: 75-1451 (458 amino acids)
Cellular component (GO): cytoplasm; nucleus
Molecular function (GO): protein binding
Source: RefSeq, a predicted model, not a curated record